UCUUUUCUAUUCCCCAGGAUUCGUCUUCCCGCAGUCAGUCAGUGGGAAGGGGGGCUGUCUGAGGAAUUCGUCCACUACAGAGAGAGAGAGGAACACAGAGAGGGUCAGAGAAAGCUCUGUGAAUACUUCAUUACCAGCUUUAUUGAUGAUUGUUCCUGUAGUUGGAAUGAGACAUCUGGAUUGAGAACUUCAACUUGGAGAUCUUCAAACAUCGUCUGCUACUUUUAAGUAAAGUGUCUUUGUGGUGCAUCUAUCUGCUUGUGCUUUGGUUUAUUUAAAAUUCUUCAGUGACAGCCUGGCUGUAUCUGUAGCUCUACACCUCUCCAUUCCUUCACAUUCAUUUUCCACAGCAUUACGCAAAGAAAGUUAAGCAAAGAAGACCCAACGAUGAAGCUGUGGUGGAGGUUAAAGGUUCCUCUCUGGAUCACCGUCGUCACUCUCAGCUCUAUUCUAACAUGCUCUGGGAACGUAGAGGCAGAUGGUUUGGUCAGGUCUGGCCAGGCAGUCAAAGGGCUUCAGGGAGGACAAGCAGUAGCUGUUGAUCAGAAAAGAAGGGAGCUAGAGCCACAGCAGCCAGAGGACCUUCAGAUGGAUGAACCUGAGAAAAAAGAUGUGGAAGAUGCCAAAAAGAACAAACCAGGGGCUAAAAAGUCACCUGAAGAAGUUGCAGCAGCCAGAGCAAAGAAAGCAGCAGAGAAAGAAGCCAAAGCAAAGAAACCAAAGCCCCCCAAGCCCACCAAGAAACCCAAGCCACCGAAGCCAACCAAGAAACCCAAACCCCCAAAACCGACCAAAAAGCCCAAGCCACCAAAACCCACCAAGAAACCCAAAGCCCCGAAGGCCACGCCACCACCCAAGGCCAAGACCCCACCCACCAAAAAAUCCACUCUGGAGGAGGAAGAGGAGAAACUCCUUAGAGAACUGGGGUGGGAUACAUUAUUGCCUACAGAAUCACCAAAAGAGCCGCCUCCACCCCCAGACCACGACGUUCCCAUCAAGAAAGAAGAUCCAACAUCACCCUCUAUAACUACAAUCCCUAAAGAACACGACCCUGAGUACUGGGACGCCGCACAUGAGGUUUCAGAGCCUGAUCUUCCCCCGAGACGCAAGGACGCCACCACCACAGAGGACCCCAGCAUAUAUUUACCCAUCCCAGAGGAGACCACAGCCCCACCACAGGCCCCCUGGUACGAGGAAUAUGAGUAUUCAGACUUGGCAGCAAAGAAGCUGGAGGAGGAGAUGGCAAAAAGGCAGAAGGAGAAGGAGGAAAAGGCUGAAAAACUGAGGAAAAAAUGGGAGGAGGAGGAAGAAGAAAGAAGGAAGCAGACCCCGGUCUACGUCGAACCAAAGAAGUGUCCACCUCUUGGCAUGGAGUCGCACCGCGUGGAGGAUGACCAAAUCCUGGCCUCCUCCAUGUCCCAUCAUGGGUUUUCAGCUCAGAGAGGCCGUCUGAACAUGCAGAGCUCUGCUGAUGAGGAUGACAUUUAUGGAGGAGGCUGGUGUGCUGACAGUGAGGAGAAAGAGCACUGGUUCCAGCUGGACGCUCGUCGAGAGGUGGAAUACACUGGGGUCAUCACUCAGGGAAGGACUUCUGAAACAAAUGACGACUUCGUUUCCUCCUACUUCGUGGCCUUCAGCAACGACAGUCGUGACUGGACGGUGCUUCAUGACGGCUAUGCUGAAUGGCUCUUUUAUGGUAAUGUUGAUAAGGACACUCCAGUGAAGAACGAGUUCUCCGUGCCCAUGGUGGCGCGUUAUAUCCGGAUCUUACCCCAGAGCUGGAACGGGAGUCUGUGCAUGAGACUGGAGAUGCUGGCCUGCCCUCUGCCCAACAGUUACCCUACAGAAAACGACGUUACGCCCAACGAUGACCUGGAUUACAGACAUCACAACUACAAGGAGAUGAGGCAGAUGAUGAAAGUAAUAAACGAGGAGUGUCCCAACAUCACCAGGAUCUACAACAUUGGCAAAAGCGCUCAAGGGAAUAAGAUGUACGCGAUGGAGAUCUCAGACAAUCCAGGAGAACAUGAGCUGGGUGAGCCAGAAUUCCGCUACACUGCAGGACUGCACGGGAAUGAAGUUCUGGGGAGGGAACUCCUGUUGUUGCUGAUGCAGUUCCUGUGCAAAGAGUAUAACGAUGAUAAUCCUCGGGUGCGUCGCCUGGUGGACGGCGUGCGCAUUCACCUGGUGCCCAGUUUGAAUCCAGAUGCUUACGAGCUGGCUUUCGAAAUGGGCUCAGAAAUGGGAAACUGGGCGCUGGGCCACUGGACAGAAGAGGGCUACGAUAUAUUCCAGAACUUUCCUGACCUUAAUAGUAUUUUCUGGGGUGCAGAAGACCGAGGAUGGGUCCCUCGUAUUGUACCAAAUCACCACAUCCCCAUUCCAGAGAACUUCUUGAAUGGUUCGGUUGCUACAGAGACUAAAGCCAUUAUUGCCUGGAUGGAGCGAACGCCUUUCGUCUUGGGGGCGAAUCUGCAGGGCGGCGAGAAGAUCGUGGUGUACCCCUUUGACAUGCAGAGACCGCCCAGGUCCACCAGCUUGGACAGCAGGGUGGUGCAUCGUAACGGGCGCCCCGUGGUGGAGUACCACAUGAACGAGGAGACCUGGGCCCGGAUCCAGAGGCAGAACGAGGGGGCGCUGAGGGAGACGGCGGACGAGAGCAUGUUCCGCUGGCUGGCCAUGACCUACGCCCACAGUCACCUGACCAUGACAGAGACGUACCACGGGUCCUGCCAUACUGAUGACAUCACGGGGGGCCAGGGCGUCAUCAACCGUGCAACCUGGAAGCCUGUAGUGGGGAGUAUGAAUGAUUUCAGUUAUCUUCACACAAACUGCUUCGAGAUUUCCAUCUUCCUGGGUUGUGACAAAUUUCCCCAUGAGAGUGAGCUGCCUCUGGAGUGGGAGAACAACCGUGAGGCCUUGCUAGCAUUUAUUGAGCAGGUGCAUCGUGGUAUUAAGGGUGUGGUAAGAGACACUAACGGCACUCUAAUCGCAAACGCCACAAUAUCUGUGGAGGGCGUCAAGCAUGAUGUGAAAACAGCUUCCACAGGUGAUUACUGGCGUCUCCUGAACCCAGGAGAGUAUCGUGUCACUGCGAGGGCGGAGGGCUACUCACCCCAGACGCGCCUCUGUAUGGUGGGCUACGAGACGGGGGCCACAUCAUGCAGUUUUACGCUAACCAGGUCCAACUGGGACCGAAUUAGGCAGAUCAUGGAGCAGAGUGGUAGGAGGCCAUAUCUGCGAGUUCCACCCAAACCUGGGGUACCGAAACCAACGAAUGCUGGUGGGACCAACAAAGGUCCAGAUACUGUUCCCGAUCCUCAAACUGCACGCAAGCGCCGCCUGCAACAGAUGCGUAUCCGCAGAAUGCAAUUGCAGAAGAUGAGGGCCAGCAGAACCACCACUGUGGCUACCACAACAACCACCACCACCACCCUGCCACCCACCACCACCACAGAGUUUUUAACACAGACCAUCGACUCGUGGUACGACUCCUGGUUCGGGCAGGAAAGUUCGCCCACCACAGAACCUGGUGAAGCUGAAUUCCAGGAGUCUGAGCCCACACCCGAAUACGACUUUGCAUACAAAAUAGAUGAUUUUUAAGUACAGAUAUCAGUUCCAUGUGAAAUAAAAGAAGAAAUACAGCUUUCUAUCUCAGCUGUGCUUCAUUAUUCCUAAUUGUGAAUGCAGUUUGAAUGAGUUAGGCCUGCCAGCCUUUAGGCCUCUAUAGAAAUAUGUACAGUACAUCUCUGUGGAACAGAGAGUGUAAACACAGCUGGUGUGAUCCUAAUUAGGGUGAAUUAAUGAAGGAAUGUGACAGAAAUUAAUAAUAAUGUAAUCACACUGCAAGUCUAACAAUAAAUCAAUAAACAUAUAAUAUGGUGACAACAUUUUCAGUCAAUCCACUUUGUCCUCAAAUGACGUAUGACAUAUUUUUUGGACUGUCAUGUAUUAAAAGUGUUUUCUAAUAAAAAAUAAAAAUUGUGGACUCUA
Molecule: messenger RNA, 3993 nt
Organism: Astyanax mexicanus (Mexican tetra)
Lineage: Eukaryota; Metazoa; Chordata; Actinopteri; Characiformes; Acestrorhamphidae
Gene: aebp1a
Product: AE binding protein 1a
Exons: 20
Coding region: 388-3603 (1071 amino acids)
Biological process (GO): proteolysis; negative regulation of transcription by RNA polymerase II
Molecular function (GO): metallocarboxypeptidase activity; DNA-binding transcription repressor activity, RNA polymerase II-specific; RNA polymerase II transcription regulatory region sequence-specific DNA binding
Source: RefSeq, a predicted model, not a curated record